Drosophila santomea is the source of this 954-nucleotide messenger RNA. Its product is annotated as antigen 5 like allergen Cul n 1. The record is from RefSeq and is a predicted model, not a curated record. The coding region runs from base 26 to 916 and encodes 296 amino acids. The transcript has 2 exons. Lineage: Eukaryota; Metazoa; Arthropoda; Insecta; Diptera; Drosophilidae.
ACAUGGUAGAACAUUACAGUCAACAAUGUUUCCGCUUAGAGUGUGGUUCACCUGCGUGGUGAUUCUCUCCCUCAACCCCUUUCCCGCCCACUCCUGGGACUAUUGCCAGGAGCACUGGUGUCCGCGCUCCACCGACCACGUGGCCUGCAACAACAACGGGACCCUAGGCCCUCAAUGCGGAAAGGAGGCCAGACUAAUGCCGCUUAGCAAUCAGCAGCGGGCGUUCAUUGUGCACCAGGUGAACUUCUAUCGCAAUCAGGUGGCCUCGGGCGGACUUCCCGCCUUCGGACCCGCCCACCGCAUGGCCAGUGUGCGCUGGGAUCCUGAACUGGCGCAGCUGGCUGAGCUGGCGGCCAGGAGGUGCAGUGCGUCCGGCGAUGGAUGCCGCAACACCAGGCGAUUCAAGCACGUGGGCCAGCUGACUGGCCACGUAAUCUUCAGUGCGGGCAAGCACGGCGACUUGGAGCUGCUGCGCCACAAAAUCUCCAACUGGUUCGGCCAGUACAAGCGAGCCAACAAGGAUCUUCAAGCCGCCGAUCCAGCUAGUGACAUCACCAGUUUCCGGCAGUUGCUACAGGAAAGUUCCACCCACAUGGGAUGCGGCGUGCUCCGCCAGAGGAGCCACAUGCGGUGGCACCAGCAGUUCAUCGUCUGCAACUUUGCCCGCAGCAACAUGCCACGCGAGCAGGUCUACCAGGUGGGCGUGGCUGGCACGGGAUGCAGGUCGGGCAGGAAUCCUCGCUACCCCAAUCUCUGCGCCCUGCAGGAGCACUACGAUGUGAACGCCGUGGACCGCUUUCACACCAAGCGACCACUUGCGAUCAGGAUCAAGUACAGCGAAUCCCAACCAGCGAAGGCUUGGGCAGCUCCUCCUGGUGUAGCCUUCCAUCCCAAUAUCCAGUUGGGACAUCCUUGAAUGGGUAGUUUCUUAAAUAUAUUUCAAAUGUAAAUGUG